AUGGACUGGGGGACCCUGCACGCCUUCCUCGGGGGCGUGAACAAGCACUCCACCAGCAUCGGGAAGAUCUGGCUCACCGUCCUCUUCAUCUUCCGCGUCAUGAUCCUCGUGGUGGCCGCGAAGGAGGUGUGGGGUGACGAGCAGGAAGACUUCGUGUGCAACACGCUGCAGCCGGGCUGCAAGAACGUCUGCUACGACCACUUCUUCCCGGUGUCCCACAUCCGGCUCUGGGCGCUGCAGCUCAUCUUCGUGUCCACGCCCGCCCUGCUGGUGGCCAUGCACGUGGCCUACCACAGGCAGGAGGCGGCCCGCAGGUUUCGGCGAGGAGAGAAGAGAAACGAGUUCAAGGACCUGGAGGACAUUAAGAGGCAGAAGGUCCGCAUCGAGGGCGCCCUGUGGUGGACCUACACCAGCAGCAUCUUCUUCCGGAUCGUCUUCGAGGCCGCCUUCAUGUACGUCUUCUACUUCCUGUACAACGGGUACCACCUGCCCUGGGUGCUCAAGUGCGGCAUCGACCCCUGCCCCAACCUCGUGGACUGCUUCAUCUCCAGGCCCACGGAGAAGACCGUCUUCACCAUCUUUAUGAUCUCCGCGUCUGUGAUCUGCGUGCUGCUGAACGUGGCCGAGCUGUGCUACCUGCUGCUGAGGGUGUGUUUCCACAAGUCGAGGAGCACACAGAGGCAGCGGGACCACCCCAACCACGCCCUGACGGAGCGCAAGCAGAACGAAGUGAACGAGCUCAUCUCCGACAGCGGCCCAAACGCCGUCCCUGGUUUUCCGAGUUAGACGCUUCGGGGCGCGGCGA
This is a messenger RNA of Pteropus alecto (black flying fox), 805 nucleotides long. Its product is annotated as gap junction beta-6 protein. NCBI's taxonomy places the organism in Eukaryota, Metazoa, Chordata, Mammalia, Chiroptera, Pteropodidae. The transcript has a single exon. The coding region runs from base 1 to 786 and encodes 261 amino acids. Gene Ontology annotation, cellular component: connexin complex. The record is from RefSeq and is a predicted model, not a curated record. Gene Ontology annotation, biological process: cell communication.